AGCCCUAAAAAAGGACAGACAGUAUACAGUAGCCAAUGACAUAUAGUGUGUACUUUUAAAUUUCAAUGAUGUAUUAGUAAACACAUUCAAAUGCCAGCAGUGUUCAUUGCUCAGUAUCUGUCGAACAGAUAAGGUCGGCAAAUCGGAGGUGUACGGAUUGAAAAUCAAGAGAAUAUUUUGCGCAACUACAUUUACGAAAUCAGCAAUCAAAUAUCAUGGCCGAAAAAGACGCACAACAACCAAAUGCCGAAUCGGUCGGGGGUGAGGCGGCUCCAGCUGUGGCGGGGGAUGAAGUUGCUGCCGGUCCCAAUGAGCAGCAGCAGCAACAACAACAACAACAGCAACGUCAACCAACAAAAAUGGAAUCAUUUUUUGCAAUGACGAAGUCGUUUAUAACACGCGCAAUUAUAAUUUAUUUUGUAAGCUCAUUUUUCCGUCGUCCAGCACCACCAACCGAUCCAAAUAAUACAAAAAGUUUGGAACCAAAGAUAAGUGCUUGGAAUUAUUUUGAAAACGGUCAAAUUUAUGAUUUGCAUAUUUGGCUGUCAACCAUAGAAAAUGAAAUAAAUUUCAAGCAAGGUUCGAAUUUGAUAUGGCUACAAAAAGAUCUAGUUUAUGGUGAUUGGAAAUCUGGACCGAAGCGUGAUGGCAUUCAUCACCACAGCACAAAAAUUAAAGCUACGCCAAGUAUCAUGAAUAAUGGUUCUAUUUUUAUGCAUGCAUAUGUGACACGCAGUGGUGAAAGUCCAAAUCCUGAUGACCCAAAUUAUGCUAAGAAUGGUAUGUUUGGUUAUCAAGCGCGCAUGUUAAAUAAAUUUAAACGGCUGCGUGUAAAUCGUAAUUACAAUUUACUGUCGAGCGAAGAAGAAAAGCUCGCCGUAGAGUUGGAGGUGGAAAAGCAGAAAGACCAAAUAAUAUCGUACUGGCAUCCAAAUAUUACUGUUAAUAUUGUGGUGGAUCAAACUACUUGGUCUGCAGGCAGUGUACCACCACCGCUUGAUGAGUCUGUAAAGUUUGCUGAAUUUGGUAAAGUUUAUUUACCUAUUGUCUUUGUUAACGAUUAUUGGAACCUACAGCGUGAUUACUUCCCCAUCAAUGAAACAACACCAGAACUUGACUUGCAUAUUACUUUCCAACCUUUAACCUUUUUCAAAUGGCAACUAUACGCAGCACAACAAAUGAAGAAUAAAUGGGCUGGCAACAUGUUUGGUGAUCUCAUCAGUGGUGGUGGCAUGGAGGCUUCAGAUGACGAACAGGACUCGUUGAAGGAAACUCUAUUGGACACAAAUAUAUAUCUACUCGCUUUAACUAUUGGCGUUUCGAUUUUACAUUCAGUAUUUGAAAUGUUGGCUUUUAAAAAUGACAUACAAUUUUGGAAUAAUCGUCAGACUCUAGAGGGUCUGUCCGUGCGUUCUGUGUUCUUUGGCGUAUUCCAAUCGCUAAUUGUGUUUUUGUACGUACUGGAUAAUGAAGCUAACUUCAUGAUUCGUGUUUCAUGCUUCGUUGGUCUUGGCAUUGAAAUCUGGAAAAUACACAAAGUUGUUGAUAUCAACUACAAUAACGCUGAGAAAAUACUCGGUAUAUUGCCUAAGAUCAGCUUUAAGGAUAAAGGCUCUUAUUCAGAGAGCCAAACAAAAGAAUAUGAUAAUCUAGCGUUUAAGUAUCUGGGCUGGGUAUGCUUUCCACUGCUAGUUGGUUAUUUCGUUUAUUCAUUAGUUUAUAAUGAACACAAGGGCUGGUACUCUUUCGUACUGAACAUGCUGUACGGGUAUUUAUUAACAUUUGGUUUCAUCAUGAUGACACCACAGCUAUUCAUCAAUUAUAAACUAAAAUCAGUGGCACAUAUGCCCUGGCGUAUGAUGACCUAUAAAUGCUUAAAUACAUUCAUUGAUGAUAUCUUUGCUUUUGUCAUCAAAAUGCCAACAAUGUAUCGUUUCGGUUGCUUCCGUGAUGACAUCAUUUUCUUUGUAUUCCUGUAUCAACGCUGGCAAUAUCGUGUCGAUCUUAAGCGUGUAAAUGAAUUUGGUUUCUCUGGUGAGAUGGAACAGGAAGCUUCAAAGAAAAAGUUACUUAAUGCCACCGCCAGCGCCAGCGCCGCUUCUGGUACUGCCACUGCUGCAAUAACUGAAAAUGACGCAAGUGCAGCUGCAGCUUCAGCUUCAGACACUGUUCAAGACAAACCCGCUGAACAAAAGAAGACCGAUUAAAUCAAAUCAUUUAAUUCAUUUAAUUAAGUCUUCAAUAUUUAUUGCAAUUGUAAUAGUUUACAAUUAUAAA
Teleopsis dalmanni is the source of this 2277-nucleotide messenger RNA. Its product is annotated as cleft lip and palate transmembrane protein 1 homolog. The transcript has 4 exons. Gene Ontology annotation, cellular component: endomembrane system; membrane. Lineage: Eukaryota; Metazoa; Arthropoda; Insecta; Diptera; Diopsidae. The coding region runs from base 216 to 2207 and encodes 663 amino acids. The record is from RefSeq and is a predicted model, not a curated record.